AUGGCCAGGGGUAAGAGGAAGUCAUCUGCCGCCAACGAUGAUGCAUCGGCUUCUUCGUCUAUUUUGGAGAAAAAACCAAAACUAGUAGAAGAUAAAAAUGAAGAGAUUUCCUCCAAUGUCGGUGUUGUUGAGGCUUCUGCGGUUCUCGAUCGGGUUUCUCCUGCGAAAAGGUCUGGCCAGAAAUUGGAUAAGCCGAAGAAGGAGGACGAGGAAGAUGAAGACGAGGUGGAGAGUCGAUUUAUUGGUGAUCCGGUCCCUGAUGAUGAAGCUCGACAGCGAUGGCCUCAUCGGUAUCUGCGAAAAAAUAAGGCUGGAAAGAGUGGCAGCUUGGAAACUUUAAAAGGGAUGGCGCCUCAAAAGGAGCUUAUGCAAGCCAGGAGGCACUUUAGUGAAGCACUUGUUGAUGGCCGUGUAAACUUUAAACUUGGAGAUGAUGGUUACGUCCAGGCUGGUGAGGGAGAGGACAGCUACAUCUGUAGAAUUGUGGAAAUGUUUGAAGGAAUGGACUGUGCAUUAUAUUUCAGUGCUCAAUGGUUCUACAGAGCCAAGGAUACAAUUAUUCAGGCUUGUUCAGAUCUUAUUGAUGAUAAACGUGUUUUCCUUUCUGAAAUAAAGGAUGACAAUCCUCUUGAUUGCCUUUUAGAGAAGCUUAAGAUAGUGCGGGUGCCCUUAGAUGCGGAUAUUGCUGAUAAGCAGGCAAGACUUGCAGAUGGAGACUAUUACUAUGACAUGUCAUAUUUAGUGCCUUAUUCAACUUACCAAAAUUUGCCACCUGAUAACGAUGGGGAUGGAAAUGAAUCUGAUUCGACUAUUUCUUCCGAGUCUGAUGUUAAUGGAGUUGUUAGUGAAGUCCCCCAAGUUCAAGAUGGCAAAAGAUCAGAAAUGAGGAUGCUAGAUCUCUACUCAGGAUGUGGGGCGAUGUCUACAGGACUUUGUCUGGGUGCUAAUAUGGGUGAUGUUAAUCUUGUGACGAGGUGGGCUAUUGAUCUGAAUAGAUAUGCAUGUGAAAGUUUAAAAUUAAACCAUCCAGAGACAGAGGUGAGGAAUGAAUCAGCAGAAGAUUUUUUGAUGUUGCUGAAGGAGUGGGAGAAGCUUUGUCAGUCCUUUUCCUUAGUUGGAGGUGGUGAUUCCCAACAGAGAAUGAAUCCUGCAAGCAUUGAAGAAGAUGAAGGAGAAGCAGAUGAUGACGAUGAUGAUGAUAGUGAUGGACUUGAUGAAGAAGUAUUUGAAGUUGAGAAGGUUUUGUCUAUUUGCUAUGGUGAUCCAAAGGAAAUAAAGAAGCCUGGGCUGUACCUUAAGAUCCGAUGGAAGGGCUAUGGGCCUGAAGAAGACACCUGGGAGCCUAUGGAGGGCUUGUGUGAUUGUCAUGACAAGAUCAAGGCGUUUGUAGUAAAGGGUUUCAAUUCAAAGAUUUUGCCUUUGCCUGGGGAUGUUGAUGUCAUUUGUGGUGGCCCCCCUUGUCAGGGUAUAAGUGGAUUCAAUCGCUUCAGGAACAAAGAUAAACCUCUAGAGGAUGAAAAAAAUAAACAGCUUGUUGUCUACAUGGACAUUGUAGAAUAUCUAAAGCCAAGAUUUGCAUUGAUGGAAAAUGUUGUAGAUAUAGUGAAGUUUGCUAAAGGGUUUCUUGGGAGGUAUGCUUUGGGUCGCCUUGUGUCCAUGAACUAUCAAGCGCGGGUGGGUUUGAUGGUAGCAGGUUCUUAUGGACUUCCACAGUUCCGCAGGCGCAUGUUUAUGUGGGGUGCCAGGCCUAGUGAGAAGCUACCACAAUACCCGUUACCAACUCAUAAUGUUGUUACAAGAGGGGUAUCUCCUUUGGAAUUUGAGUCAAAUACUGUUGUUCAUGAAGAAGGCCAAAAAGUCGAAUUGGAAAAGGAACUAUUCCUUGGUGAUGCCAUUUCUGAUCUUCCUCCUGUGCCGAAUGAUGAGACAAGAGACGAAAUGCCCUAUGAAGAGAUGCCAAAGACAGAAUUCCAGAAGUUUAUUAGACUCAAGAAGGAUGAUAUGCCUGGGUUCUCAGCAUCCGGUCAAGACUCUUCAGACCAUCUUUUAUAUGAUCAUCGUCCACUUAAAUUAAAUGAUGACGAUUACCAGCGUGUCUGCCAAAUUCCCAAGAGAAAGGGUGCAAAUUUCAGGGAUUUGAAAGGUGUCAGGGUUCGAAAAGACAACCAUGUUGAAUGGGAUCCAGAUGUGGAGAGGGUGUAUUUACCUUCUGGAAAGCCCUUGGUUCCUGAUUAUGCCAUGACUUUUGUGGAUGGAAGAUCAUCAAAACCGUUUGGGCGAAUGUGGUGGGAUGAAACUGUGCCUACAGUUGUGACCAGAGCAGAGCCUCACAACCAGGCAAUUCUUCAUCCUCUUCAAGAUAGAGUGCUGACAAUUCGUGAGAACGCAAGACUUCAAGGCUUCCCUGAUUACUAUAAACUUGUUGGACCCAUCAAAGAGAGGUACAUUCAAGUAGGAAAUGCAGUGGCGGUUCCCGUAGCACGUGCACUGGGCUACUCUCUAGCAAUGUCAUGUAAAGGCAGUAGUGGUGCAGAAGCCACAUUCACAUUGCCAUCAAAAUUCCCCAACAUACAACCUGUAACAUCCCCUUCAGUAGACCAACAAAACCAAUAGUUGUUUAGUAUCAUUGUUAAGUUACAGAGAUCAUAUAUCUAUAGUUGUUGUUGGGUGUGGAAUUAGUCAUAGGUUAAACCAAUGCAAUUUUUCAGGUCAUUACAUUGGCUCACUGUUGUAACUUGUAACAGUGCAACUUAUUGGUCUUGGUUAAAUUUGGCCAUAAAUCUUGAACUAUUUAUAAUUACCAUUACAAAUCUUGGUGUCU
Cynara cardunculus var. scolymus (artichoke) is the source of this 2821-nucleotide messenger RNA. RefSeq names its product DNA (cytosine-5)-methyltransferase CMT3-like. NCBI's taxonomy places the organism in Eukaryota, Viridiplantae, Streptophyta, Magnoliopsida, Asterales, Asteraceae. The transcript is spliced from 21 exons. The record is from RefSeq and is a predicted model, not a curated record. Gene Ontology annotation, molecular function: chromatin binding; methyltransferase activity. Bases 1 to 2613 code for a protein of 870 amino acids. Gene Ontology annotation, cellular component: nucleus.